UCUCUCUCUCUCUUCCAACAUUUUUAUAUCCCAAAACUGCAACCUGUCGUCUGUUUGUGGCUUGCAUUCAAUCUGCACCCGUGAACUCUUAACUCAUUCAUUCUCGUUCAUUCUCUAAUUACGACUCCCCUUUCCACCUAAUGCCAUUAAGCUGUAUAUAAACGGAAGCCCAUUCCACUCCGUUACCAAUUCCACUUCCUCCCUUCAAAUCAUGUCGAGACUGCUGCGGCCUCCUCCUCCUCUUCUUGUUCUUGUUCUUUUGCUGAGCCAGAGUCUCACCCUAACGCACUGCCAUACCAAGGGGCUCAAACCCAAGACCUCGCCCAAGACCGUUCUUCCCGAGAAUUCGACCACAACCCAAUUCUCAGAGCAGCAAUUUAUGAAAUGGGUCAAAUUUGUCGGCAGUCUCCGACACUCUGUUUUUAGAACGGCGAAGAACAACCUUUUUCCUUCUUAUACUCUCCAUGUGGCUAAGAAUCCGGCUGUCGGGGACUUCACGUCGAUCCAAGACGCCAUCGAUUCCCUCCCUUCAAUCAAUUUGGUUAGAGUCGUCAUCAAGGUUCAUGAAGGUGUAUACACAGAGAAGGUGAACAUACCCCCGUUGAAAUCAUUCAUAACAAUCCAAGGAGCAGGGGCUGACAAAACGAUUGUUCAAUGGGGAGACACCGCACAAACACCAGGCCCAAAGGGGCAGCCAAUGGGGACUUACAACUCCGCAACAUUCGCAGUAAAUUCCCCUUAUUUCAUAGCCAAAAACAUCACAUUCAAGAACACAACCCCUGUUCCAGCACCAGGGGCAAUCGGGAAACAGGCGGUGGCGUUCAGAAUCUCGGCGGACACAGCAGCAUUCUACGGCUGCAGAUUCUUGGGAGCUCAGGACACACUAUACGACCAUUUGGGUCGGCAUUAUUACAAGGAUUGUUACAUAGAAGGGUCGGUGGACUUCAUAUUCGGAAACGGGCUGUCUCUGUUCGAGGGAUGUCACGUGCACGCAAUAGCGCAGAACGCAGGAGCGUUGACAGCGCAGGGGAGAAGCAGCCUGCUGGAGGACACAGGGUUCUCGUUCGUAAACUGUAAGGUCACGGGGUCUGGAGCGCUAUACUUAGGGAGGGCAUGGGGGCCCUUCUCUAGGGUCGUCUUCGCUUACACCUAUAUGGACAACAUUAUUCUCCCCAAAGGCUGGUACAACUGGGGCGAUCCCAGCCGCGAAAUCUUAAAAUUGAACGAAUUCGAAGCACAAAACAUAAAUCCAAAACAGAGCAGGAGAAAGCCGUAGGCAUAGGCUGUCGUUUUCCUCCAACGUGGAAUGCACUAAAAGACCAAACUUUUUAAUAUUUAUAGUAGCUGAGAGACCACCGCCCCACCCGCAUCGCCGCCGCCGCCACCCUCUGAGAGUGGAGGGUUUGGGCGGUGGCAUUUCCCCAUUUAACCGUCCAUGAUCUGUGACAGAGCAUGCGCAUGCAAGGAGAUUUUGGUAAUUUAGUAAUGAGUUUGUUUAAUGUUGUUGUAGGACGGUGUUUUAUGGGCAAUACAAAUGUACAGGCGAAGGAGCUAGCUUUGCCGGCAGAGUUUCAUGGUCGAGAGAGCUCACUGAUGAAGAA
Messenger RNA from Cucurbita moschata (crookneck pumpkin), 1601 nucleotides. RefSeq names its product probable pectinesterase 53. The record is from RefSeq and is a predicted model, not a curated record. Bases 212 to 1276 code for a protein of 354 amino acids. NCBI's taxonomy places the organism in Eukaryota, Viridiplantae, Streptophyta, Magnoliopsida, Cucurbitales, Cucurbitaceae. Gene Ontology annotation, molecular function: pectinesterase activity. The transcript is spliced from 4 exons. Gene Ontology annotation, biological process: cell wall modification.